AUGGAACUUGAAAACUUACCCACACUUCCACAUGCACAUCAACAAAUUCGUUUAGGAGAUGUACAAGCAUCAGCUCAGAAAUGGAUUGCUGCUAUUGAACACUAUUCACGUGCAAUCGAGUAUUUCAAAGCGAUACAAAAUACGUUGCGAGAUGAAAGUUUGAUAGCAAAUAUUCAAGCGCAGAUUGUACAAUGUGAGAAAAUGAUACAUUUUUAUCGUUUGAAAGAUCGUGUUGAACAAGCGUUCAAAGAGGAACGGCAGUCUAAGGUAACUCGUGCACAUUCAAUAUCGAACAGCAAACCAUCGUCAAGACCAGCGCGUACGAUGACUCGACACAAUACAUUACAACUUGAAAAUACGGUGAUGUUAGGCGGUCGUGAUGGCAUGGAUUCGUUUGCUGCACUUAUCUUUCCAAAUAGUAAUCGAAGUAACCCACGUGUCGCCUAUAAUGCAUCUUCGCCAUUGAUGGGAAGAAAGAAUGAAAAGAACCAUUUACAGAAGAUGGAGGAAUUAGAAAUGAAUUAUAAACUUAAGAAAAGGCAUCUUAAAGUUGCAUUUGAUGAAAUCGAUCGAUUGAAACAAGAAAACGAUGAACUGCGUAGGAGGGGUGAAGUCUACAAUCAAUGGCAACGAAAGGAUUCAGAUGCAUUACCUAAAAGUAAUGAAACAGAAAAAGAAGGAUCAGACGAUGAGCUCGAAGCUACGUUGUAA
Messenger RNA from Adineta ricciae, 711 nucleotides. Lineage: Eukaryota; Metazoa; Rotifera; Eurotatoria; Adinetida; Adinetidae. The record is from the annotation of a GenBank genome assembly.